Perca flavescens (yellow perch) is the source of this 462-nucleotide messenger RNA. RefSeq names its product serine/threonine-protein kinase WNK2-like. NCBI's taxonomy places the organism in Eukaryota, Metazoa, Chordata, Actinopteri, Perciformes, Percidae. The record is from RefSeq and is a predicted model, not a curated record. The transcript is spliced from 2 exons. The coding region runs from base 22 to 285 and encodes 87 amino acids.
UCUCAGCAGGAAACCGAUGGAAUGCCUUCUCCAGUCAUCUCUUCCAUCCCCCUGUCUCCAGUUAGCUGGCCUCAUCCUCCAGUCCUCUUCCUCGCGGUUCCCUGCUCCACACUACCUCGGAUUCCAGCGCCCUUCCUCGAGCUCCUCGCCUGUGGUCUCCCCGUUCUCCCUGAGCUCCCUUGUCAGGUUGUAGCAGAGAAAGGCGGACCCAAAAUGCUGAGAGCAGGCAGGCAGGCAGGCAGGCAGGAGAAAGGUGAAGACAAGGAUUUAUUGAACAAAAACUAAAUAAACCAAGGAAGUCCUGAGUGCAGCAGCAGGCAAAAACCAAUACCAAAAAUGAAACAAAAGACAUCCAGGGAGCAAAAAACCAGACACGAACAAACACUGGGAGAGUGGAGAAGGACAACGGGAAACACAAAGACUAAAUACACAGACUAAUGAGAAAACACAAGACAGGUGACA